This is a messenger RNA of Myotis davidii, 4502 nucleotides long. It is a transcript of the gene ARRB2, whose product is annotated as arrestin, beta 2. NCBI's taxonomy places the organism in Eukaryota, Metazoa, Chordata, Mammalia, Chiroptera, Vespertilionidae. The transcript has 14 exons. Gene Ontology annotation, cellular component: cytoplasm. Gene Ontology annotation, molecular function: angiotensin receptor binding. The record is from RefSeq and is a predicted model, not a curated record. Gene Ontology annotation, biological process: signal transduction; G protein-coupled receptor internalization; positive regulation of ERK1 and ERK2 cascade. The coding region runs from base 3392 to 4045 and encodes 217 amino acids.
CGCUCGGCGGGACGUGGGCGGCGGCUCCGGGCGGGUGCUGGGACGGUCUACAGACAGGGACCCUGGGGAGAGAAUCGGGAGCCUGGGGGGCAGCCAUCUGGGGCCGCACGCCUAGGUCCUCGGGGGUAGUGCGGGGGACACGGAGUCCCUGCAGAAAGCGAGUGCUCAAGGGACCCAGGAAACCGGCGUCUGGGUUCAGGCGGGGAUGUGGGGUCCGGUGACUCGGUUCUCCCUUGCAGGCUGCGAUGCCGGGGCGCAGGAAGGUAGAGCAGGUGGCCGGUCCCGAGGGGUCGGAUAUGGGCAGGCUGGAUGCCGGAAGGGGGAUCCCCAUAGACUCGUGCUUAGCCACUAGGAAGCUUUCUAUUCAGGACCCCACAGGCAGUGGGGCUGCCCCCACCUGUCCCGGGGGCCGGGUAGCUCAGCUUCCAAACUUCUGCCUUCCCCAGGGUUGCUAGGAGCAACAGCCUCAUUUUAAGAGAGCUGAGCGCUUGGCGAUCCUCCCUGAGCCUGGGCCUUACCCCUCUUCCCGCGGGUGAGGGGAGGCGGUAUCUGCCCUGGGCCCCCCAUCCACUCCCCGGAUGUUUUAUGUGCAAUCGAGGCUCCUUCCGUACACUGGCACCCCGAGUUCUGGUUUUUGAUCUCACACAAUCCACUUCCUGUUGUGACCCAACACCCCCAAGGGGGCAGUGGGCGAAUGCCUGAGGCCCUGGGGAGCAGGCGCAAGAGGAAAAGAUUGGGGCUGUGUAGCUCUAUCCAGAGGGCAUCAGGAAGAGGGGCCUGGUCCUGAGCUGUCACUUCUUCUGCAAAACAGUGCCAUACCAGCCCCACCACUCCCCGCCUAUAGAGUAGGGAAACCCAGGUUUCUGAGCACCAAGUAGAAUCAGUAUUGGGGAGAGAGAAUCCGAGAAAGGACUGGUGUCCUGGUUUGGGGGUUAAACAACCCAGAGAAAGGGGAAGUCACUGAGGAGGGAGGCCCCCGAUUUCCGUUAUGUGGUUCGGGGAGAGGGAAGGAUGGACCAAAGGGGGAUUGCUGACUUGGGCAUAAUUCCUCCCAUCAAAUUCUGGGCCACAGGAAAUGUAGAUAAUAGCAGGAAGUGUGAGGGGGCAUCUGCUUCUGUGCCCCCCCCCCCAUCACCCCCACACUCCACCUCCUUGGCCAGCUUCAGUGUACACACGCUGCUUCUCCCUAGCCUGGCAGGAGGUUGGCUGAGUUAGGAUCCAGAAGGCAGGUGCUCUGCAGCUGCUCCAGGGCAAUUACCACAAACCGACACUCCACUUGGCCACCGGCUUGUGGAUGUCACAGUCCUCUGCCAGGGCUCCUAAUAGGAAGAAACACUGGGACAAAGGAAAACCAGAAGCAAAGGAGAGCUGGAUGGUGCCAUAGCAGUCAGACCAAGUUGGGGCAAGAGGAGGGGUGCUCAGUCCAGCUGGCCAUCAUGUCAGUGUUUACUCUGCUUUACUGGAUGGGGAUACCCAGGGGACCUCCUUAGCCUCUGCCUUAGGGCCUUUGGAUAGCUUGCCCUUCUGGGAAGAAGGGGCAAGUAAAGUGAUUACAGCAGAAAUGGGUGGUGGGGCUGGAGGAAGGAGAGGCCAGCUGGUGGGAUUUCAGCGUCUCCUAUCUGGGGACCCUUCCCAGAGGUCACCGCUGAGGCAGAGCGGAUUAGGAGGUGGUGCAGCAAAGAACAAGCCCCCAAGUGGCCGGAGCCUUGGAGUUGCCAGUUACUUCCCCACUCUUCCAGCAGUGGGUGGAGCCCAGGCCUGGAUUGUUGUAGCAGUUGGGAAGUGAAUCCCUUUCAACCCAACACACCUAAUGCCAAUUACAAAGGCAGGGCCGUAUAAUAGUUCAGUGACUAAGAGCAUGGACUCGGAGUCAGACCGCCUGUUUGUCUACCAUGUACACUGUGACCUUAGGCAAAAUACUUGACCGCUCCUGGGCCUCAGUGUCCUCACCUAUAAAAUAGGAAUAUUGGGACCUCCAUCGUUAAGAGUAUUAAAUGAGAUAACACACAUGAAACGCUUUAAACAGGGCUGGGUGUAUUCACGCAGUAAAUGUUAGCAUCAUCAUCAUUUCGUAUGCCUGGCAUUGUGUUGGGGACACCUAACGGAAUAAGGCCUCUGCUGCUCACGGUCUAUCUAGUGCAGCAGGCAGUACACAGCUAACUGCCCUGGCAUGGAACCAUGCCACACAUAACACAUAAACAAGGUAUGACAUGAACCCAAAGGAGGGACCAGGGUCUGGGCUUGCUCCCCUUUUUAAAGGAGGUGAUACCCGAGCUGGACCUUGAAAGAGAAACAAGCUUUUAAGCUGCUGAGAUUAGAGAUGGGGAGAAUUCGAGGUUCAUGGAGUAGGGUCACACUUAGGUAGUGCCUAGAGUAGAAACCAUUUUAAGGCAAAGGCCGAAGCCUGUCAAGUCCUCCAGCUGUCUUUGAAGCUGGAGUCCAGAGAAGAUGGAAAGAGGGUUAGGUCUCUUGCAGACAAUACUGCAACCUGCCCAUUCAGGUCCCCUUGGGGGAGGUCCUCGGGGAAGAGCCAGGGUGGUUCCUGUGGCAACCAGCGGCCAUUGCGGUGGAGGAGGGGAUCUAGGGGAACUAGUGCGGGUGGAGGGGGGUUGCCAUGACAACCAGCUUUGAGGGGCUGCCAAGAUGGGAAUGUUAAGGACCUCUGGUUACCUUUUUGGGGAAAAGUGGGGGGGGGAGGGGCUGGACAAAGCCCCAAAGCCUCUAGGCAGGAAUCCGGGGUGAGCUCUGCUGCUGAGGAUGGGGAGGGAUAAGGUCCUGGCAUCCGGGUCCCUGCUGAGUCUGAGGGAGGCAGUGGGGUUUCCCUUUCUGUUUUGUUAGGGUCUUCAAGAAGUCGAGCCCUAACUGCAAGCUCACUGUGUACUUGGGCAAGCGGGACUUUGUAGAUCACCUGGACAAAGUGGAUCCCGUAGAUGGCGUGGUGCUUGUGGACCCUGACUACUUGAAGGACCGCAAAGUGUUUGUGACCCUCACCUGCGCCUUUCGCUAUGGCCGCGAAGACCUGGAUGUGUUGGGCUUGUCCUUCCGCAAAGACCUGUUCAUCGCCACCUACCAGGCCUUCCCCCCAACGUCCAACCCGCCCCGGCCCCCCACCCGCCUGCAGGACCGGCUGCUGAGGGAGCUGGGCCAGCAUGCCCACCCCUUUUUUUUCACAAUACCCCAGAAUCUGCCCUGCUCCGUCACGCUGCAGCCGGGCCCAGAGGACACAGGGAAGGCCUGUGGCGUAGACUUUGAGAUCCGAGCCUUCUGUGCCAAAUCACUAGAAGAGAAAAGCCAUAAAAGGAACUCUGUGCGGCUGGUGAUCCGAAAGGUGCAGUUUGCCCCAGAGAAACCCGGCCCCCAGCCUUCAGCUGAAACCACACGCCACUUCCUCAUGUCCGACCGGUCCCUGCACCUUGAGGCUUCCCUGGACAAGGAGCUGUACUACCACGGGGAGCCCCUCAGCGUCAAUGUUCACGUCACCAACAACUCCACCAAGACUAUCAAGAAGAUCAAAGUCUCUGUGAGACAGUAUGCCGACAUCUGCCUCUUCAGCACUGCCCAGUACAAGUGCCCCGUGGCUCAGAUCGAACAAGAUGACCAGGUAUCUCCCAGUUCCACGUUCUGCAAGGUGUACACCGUAACCCCGCUGCUCAGUGACAACCGGGAGAAGCGCGGCCUUGCCCUGGAUGGGAAGCUCAAGCACGAGGACACCAACCUGGCUUCCAGCACCAUCGUGAAAGAGGGUGCCAACAAGGAGGUGCUGGGGAUCCUGGUGUCGUACAGGGUCAAGGUGAAGCUGGUGGUGGCCCGCGGUGGGGAUGUCUCAGUGGAGCUGCCUUUUGUUCUUAUGCACCCCAAGCCCCAUGACCACGUCACCGCCCCCAGACCUCAGUCAGUUACUCCUGAAACAGAUGCCCCAGUGGACACCAAUCUCAUUGAAUUUGAUACCAACUAUGCCACAGAUGAUGACAUCGUAUUUGAGGACUUUGCCCGGCUCCGGCUGAAGGGGAUGAAGGAUGAGGACUACGAUGACCAAUUCUGCUAGGAAGGGGGGCUGGAAGAAGGGAGUGGAUGGUGCUGGGAGAGGUAGGGGCAGGACCAAGAUCCCCACUGUCAUUGGGGUGGGUCCCAGCCCCUUUUCCCUUCCCCUCCUUCCAGCAGCUUCCUCAACCAACCCUUCCCUCCCCCCCGUCCCUCUCCUAUUUCCCACCCCCCAGCCUCCAUACGCACUGGACCCAUCUCCUGUUGAACAUGGGCAUUAAUGUUUUGACUACAGCUGUGCUACCCCAACCCCCCAGUGGGUGGCAAGCUGUGUUCAUACCUAAAAUUUUUGGAGGGGGAUGCUGAAAAGAGGAGUGAUAGUAGGAAAAGGGGGGAGAAAGAACUGCAUACUCAUUCCCUCUUGUCACUAUCUGCCUCCCAUUCCUUCAAGCUGAGACCCUUGGCAGGGGCAAGGCCACUUCUUUGUUUCUGAGCAUAAAGAAUAAACCUUUUAAUAGGCA